This is a messenger RNA of Phragmites australis (common reed), 2368 nucleotides long. RefSeq names its product L-type lectin-domain containing receptor kinase SIT2-like. Gene Ontology annotation, cellular component: plasma membrane. Gene Ontology annotation, biological process: protein phosphorylation. Gene Ontology annotation, molecular function: protein kinase activity; ATP binding; carbohydrate binding. The coding region runs from base 71 to 2104 and encodes 677 amino acids. Lineage: Eukaryota; Viridiplantae; Streptophyta; Magnoliopsida; Poales; Poaceae. The record is from RefSeq and is a predicted model, not a curated record. The transcript has a single exon.
CUACGAAGCUCUCCUGUUAGAGGCUUAGAGCUAGGCUCAAGAUAUCGCCCCUACCCCCUCUACUCAUGUCAUGUCUUGCGUCAUGAAGCUUCUGGUCUUCCCCCUUCGUCUCCUCCUCUUGCUUAGCCUUAACAUCGCCGUCGCCUUGUGCACCGGAGAUGAUGUCCGGCUCACGUACUCAGGUUUUGCAGGCGCUAACCUCACCCUCGACGGCAACGCCACAGUCACGCCAGAUGGCAUACUGGUGCUCACCAGCAGCAAGACCAACCUCAAAGGCCACGCGUUCUACCCCAGCCCACUGCAGUUCCAUAGGACUCCUGAUGGCAAGGUGCACUCCUUCUCGGCCACCUUCGUGUUCGCCAUCGUCUCCGACUACACCGACUUCAGCGCCCAUGGCAUGGCCUUCGUCGUGGCCCCGACCAAGAGCUUCGCCACCGCGCUGCCAGCCGGGUACCUGGCCCUCCUCAACGUCCAGAACAACGGCAACGCGAGCAACCACCUCUUCGCUAUCGAGCUCGACACCACCCAGAACACUGACUUCCAAGACAUCAACGCCAACCAUGUCGGCAUCGACGUCAAUAAUCUGCACUCCGUGCAAUCCUACCCCACCGGCUACUACGACGGCAACGUUUUCAAGAACCUGACCCUCUUUAGCCGUGAAGCGAUGCAGGUCUGGGUGGAGUAUGAUGGCGAGACCGGUCGAAUCGAUGUGACCUUGGCACCCAUCAAAGUGGCCAAGCCGGCGAGGCCGUUGGUCUCGGCCACCUAUGACCUCUCAACGGUGCUCAAGAAUCAGUCAUACAUCGGCUUCUCAUCGGCGACCGGCGGAAUCAAUUCGAGACACUAUGUACUUGGCUGGAGCUUCGCCAUGAACGGUCCUGCUCCAGCCAUCGACAUAACGAAACUACCGAAGUUACCUCGUUUUGGCCCCAAGCCUCGUUCCAAGGUCUUGGAGAUCGUCCUGCCAAUAGCUACUGCAGCAAUCAUCAUCACUGUUGGCACUGUUGUCACUCUACUCGUGCUUAGAAAACUGAGGUACGCUGAGCUCCUUGAAGAUUGGGAGCUUGAAUUCGGGCCGCAUCGGUUCUUGUUUAAGGAUUUGUACCAUGCCACUGAUGGAUUUAAGAGCAAACAUCUACUUGGUGUUGGAGGAUUUGGGAAGGUGUAUAAAGGAGUCCUUCUCAAGUCUAAAUUGGAGGUAGCUGUGAAGAGGGUUUCUCACGAGUCAAGGCAAGGAAUGAAGGAGUUCAUUGCUGAGGUUGUCAGCAUUGGUCGCCUCCGACAUCGUAAUCUGGUGCAGUUACUUGGCUAUUGCAGAAGAAAAGGAGAACUCCUUUUGGUGUAUGAGUAUAUGCCAAAUGGUAGCCUUGAUAAGUAUCUGUAUUGCGAAGAGAAUAAACCCAUGCUAGAUUGGACUAAAAGGUUCCACAUCAUCAAAGGUGUUGCAUCCGGCUUGCUCUAUAUCCAUGAGAAGUGGGAGAAGGUUGUUAUUCACCGAGAUAUCAAGGCAAGCAAUGUUCUCCUGGAUAGUGAAAUGAAUGGGCGCCUUGGCGAUUUUGGUCUUGCAAGAUUGUAUGACCAUGGCACCGACCCACAAACGACCCAUGUCGUUGGAACCAUGGGCUACUUAGCUCCCGAGCUAAUACGCACUGGUAAGGCAUCCAAGCUCACAGAUGUGUUUGCAUUCGGUGCUUUCCUUCUUGAGAUAACUUGCGGGCAAAGGCCAGUUAACAAUGACGCUCAAGACAACCAAGAAAUGCUAGUGGACUGGGUUCUUGAGCAUUUGCAUAAAGGAUCUCUCACUGAGACAGUGGACUUGAGGUUGCGAGGUGAAUACAACGUCGGUGAGGUAUGCCUAGUGCUAAAACUAGGAUUGUUGUGCUCCCACCCAUACACAAAUAUAAGACCAAAUAUGCGGCAAGUCAUGCAAUACCUCGACGGAGACACACCACUUCCAGAUUUGGCAUCCACAAAUAUGAGCUUUAGUACAAUGGCUCUAAUGCAGAAUGAAGGGUUCGACUCAUAUGCCAUGUCCUUUCCAUCGUCAGCUGGAAGCAUUGGCACUGUAUCUUUUGCAUCUCGGGUGCAAGAUGACAUGCAUUGAGAAUGUGGGAUUUCCGUUUGGGUGCAUGUUCAGACUAGUUUUGCAUGUAUAUAGAAUGUAAACAGAUUGCACUCCCAGUGGAAUUUAUGCAAACUUGAGCUAGUUCUGUCUUGUAGUGUUAUAAGUAAUAAAAAGCUAUACGUUCAGGUGCUACAGAUUAAAUCACUGAUAUUAUGGGUUUAGCUUUGAAUCCAUGGAAAAUAUGGAAUAUUUAUUUGAUCGACUCUUUAUCUGAAAAAAUGUUGAGGCUUUUGUGAAGUCAUG